Messenger RNA from Eimeria tenella, 2400 nucleotides. RefSeq lists its product as uncharacterized. Lineage: Eukaryota; Apicomplexa; Conoidasida; Eucoccidiorida; Eimeriidae. Bases 1 to 2400 code for a protein of 799 amino acids. The transcript is spliced from 8 exons. Gene Ontology annotation, biological process: regulation of transcription by RNA polymerase II. The record is from RefSeq and is a predicted model, not a curated record. Gene Ontology annotation, molecular function: transcription coregulator activity. Gene Ontology annotation, cellular component: nucleus; SWI/SNF complex.
AUGCAGGGCUUCAACCCCCAGUCUCUCCGCCUCCUGGCGGCUCUUCCUCUAGACUCUUCAAAGUUGACUCAGGCCUUCGACUUGGACGACGUGGUCCAGCGGAGAGACCCCAACGAGUGCCGCAGGGGGCCCCCUGGGGGCCCCCAUCCCCAGGGGGGCCCCCCGGGGGGCCCCUCUGGGGGAUCCCACCCCCAGGGGGGCCCCCAGGGGGGCCCCCUCCCCCAGGGGGGCCCCCGAGGGGCCCCCCAAGGGGGGCCCCCUGCUGCAGAUAGCCCCGGAGCUGCAGGGAUGAAGGGACUUGUGAUUCGAACUUAUAGGGGCAUUCAGGAUUAUUCUCAAGAGCGAGAUCCUGACCGCAUGAAUCCUGGCCCGGAGGAGGUGCAGGUGGCUUGGGAAGAUGGGGCUGUUGAAAAUGUCUGGUGUGGGGCUUUGAAGUUAGUGGACAGGUGUCUCUACGUGGGAGACACAGUGCUGCAUGCAGAGACUGGGGCUUUGGGGCUUGUCCUUGAGGUGCAGCAAACCCUAGAUCUGGCCAUUCCAGUGGAGGCCCUGCAGCAGCAGCAGCAGCAGCAGCAGCGGGGGCAGCAGCAGCAAGGGCAGCGGGGCCCCGCUGGGGGCGCCGCAGGAGCUUCUGCUGCAGCAGCAGCUAAUGCUGCUUCUGCUGCUGCGCGGCUCCCCCCGCGGCUGCAGGGCCUCUGCAGCAGGGCCCUGGGGGCCCCCGCGCUGCUGCUGCAGCCGCCGCUGCUGCAGCAGCUGCAGCAAUUCAAAGAGGGGCUGCCAGUCGUCAGCGGGGGCCGCGUCGGAUGUGUCUUGGGGGGAAAAGUUGAUUAUGUAAUUACACUCGAGUCCGGAGACGAAUUCGUCUAUGAAGACGGAUUUGCGGUGUCUGCCCACGUGGCAGGCUACGUGAAGUCCUUCGCCAUCCGCAACAUACGAGUGGCUUGGCAGCUGCAGGGGCCCCUAGCAGCAGCAGCAGGUGCAGCAGCAGCAGCAGCAGCAGGUCCCCAGAGGGCUUUGACGCCCUGGUCCGAACACUGCCCCAGCGAGCUGCUGCCGCUGCAGCAGCAAGUCUUGCGUUUGGGGCAGCCGAUUUAUGUGGACAUUCGCCGGGCUUUGGGUUUAGGGGGGGCCCCCCGGGGCCCCUCUGUAGCAGCAGGUGCCCCAGCAGCAGCAGCAGCAGCAGCAGCAGCAGGGGCAGCAGCAGCGGACCCCGCCGCGACGGCAGCAGCGGCUGCAGCAGCGCCAGAGAAGCCCGCAGCCGCAGCAGCAGCGGCCUCUGCAGCAGCGGAGAACCCCCCGCCCGCGCCAGCAGCAGCAGCAGCAGCAGCAGCAGCAGCAGCAGCAGAGUUUGGAGAGGCGGAGUACACGGUGGGGGUGGUGGCAGGAGUGCGGACUUGCUGCAGCGUGCUGUGGGAAACAGGAGUUGUAGAGACACAAGUCAGCAGCAGCAACUUAACUCCUGCUGCUCUUGACAGAACUCCUCUGGACCCCGAAGACUGCAGGCUGGCCCCGCUGCUGCUGCCCCACAUGCUGGUGCAGCGCCGCCCGCAGCAGCAGCAGCAGCAGCAGCAGCAGCAGCAGCAGGGGGGCCCCUGGUGGCUGCACCUACACCAGGGGGGCCUCCAAGUGGGGCCCCUCUCUCCCUUAGACCCUCAACUUGCUGCUGCUCAGCGCCGCAGCGAAGCAGCUCGGGUGUACAGACAGGGCGUGUCUGGAGGCGCUCUAAGCGCAAUUCUCUGCCCCUGCUGGAACAGCGACCCCUCAACCCUGAAGCAAAUCAGCAGCAGCAGCAGCAACCGCAGCAGCAGCAGCAGCAGUAGCAGUAGCAGCAGCAGAUGGGUUGCAUGCAUGCAAUUUGAAUCUGCUGCGCAGACACUUGAUGGGGUGUACGUGGAGGCCCUCGUUGAUGCGGCGCUGGAGAGCGACAAAUGGACAAACAAAACUGCCCUUCGUUGCUUGGAGGCCCUUUCGCGGCCAACUGACCCGCUCGGGUCCCUCAAAUCUCAGCAGCAGCACCAGAAGCAGCAGCAGCAGCAAGAGCACCAGCAGCGGAGGCAUGUGCUGCAGCAGCUGGUGCUGCAGCGCAUGCAGCAGCAGCGCGCCGCUGGAGCUCUCAAUGCUGCUGCUGCAGUCCACCUGGCGCUGCAGCAGCAGCAGCAGCUGCAGCAGCAGCAGCUGGAGCAGACCCGUGGCGGGGCAGCCCCAGCAGCAGCAUUGGCCGCUGCUGCUGCUGCUGUGCUGCGGUUGCUGCAUUUCGCCGAGUUCUGUGGCAGCAGCAAAUGUGAAUUCCUCCCAAAGUUAAACCAGCAGCAGCAGCAGCAGCAGCAGCAGCGGGAGCUGCAGCAGCAGCUGCAGCAGCAAAAGGGACUGCAGCAGCGGCAGCAACUGCUGCUGCUGUAG